CCAACUCCAUUGUUAGGAAGUUGGUGAAGCGAGGUCAUGAGGUCACCUUCAUUACACCAUUUUCCCUGGCUGAUGAAAACUUGGGCCCCAACUACAAGGAAAUCGUGAUUGACCAAUACCAGUCCUGGGCCAUAAAGGAUAACGAAUGUCCUGCAGAUACUCAUGUUGAGCAUUGUCGCUCUCCUAAAACCAGAAAUGGGUGACGGAGCUCGCAUCCUGGCGGCCUUUGUCUUUCCCGCCUCGAGUCACUUCAUGAUGACCAAUGCCAUUAUCCGGGAAUUGGUGAAAAGAGGCCACGAAGUGACCUUUAUCACGCCCUUCUCCCUCUCCAAAGAGAACUUGGGACCAAACUAUAAGGAGAUCUUAAUAGCCCAGGCUAACAUUUGGGAUCCGAUGAAAGAAAUGGCCAACGUGAACUCAGUCCUUGAAAUGUCUGAUGUGAAUCAAUUGACUUUCCUCCGGAUGGUUAAUGUGUUGGGACCUCUGAGCACAGACUUUGCCUUUGAACAGCCCGAAAUCCAGGCUUUGGUUAAUGCCCAGGACAAAGUCGGAAAGUACGACCUUUUGUUGGUGGAACAGUUCUACAAUGAGGGGAUCCUUAUUUUGAGCCACUUAUAUAAAAUUCCAGUUGUUACCGUCAUGACCUAUGGAGGUACCAACUAUCUAAGUCAACUGUUUGGCAUUGUCACUCCUUGGUCGUAUGUUCCUCACCUCUAUAUGCCUUUUUCUGAUCGCAUGCCCCUAUGGGAGCGAACUGUCAAUGUGUUUAUAAGUGGAACAGAGGACCUUCUAAGAAGGUAUUCCUAUUAUCCAGAACAAGACGCAAUUCUGAAGAAACAUUUCGCCAAUAAGCUGGAUAGAGUUCCGACAAUAAGGGAACUGGAAAGUAACAUCUCUGCAGUUCUUUUGAAUGGAUAUAUGCCAUUGACAUCGCCCAGACCACUGGCCUACAACAUGAUUCCCGUGGGAGGACUCCACAUUCAAAAACCCAAGACUCUGCCUGAGAAUCUACAGAAGUUCCUCGAUGGCACCACUCACGGAGCUAUUUACUUCAGUUUGGGCUCUCAAGUCCGCAGUUCCGAAUUGCCACCCGAAAAGCUGAAGAUAUUCCUGGAAGUCUUUGGAACCCUCAAGCAGCGGGUUUUGUGGAAGUUUGAGGACGAGUCUCUGCCCAAUCUUCCUGCCAAUGUGAUGGUUCAGAAGUGGAUGCCACAGGCAGACAUCCUGGCGCAUCCCAACGUCAAGGUUUUCAUUGCUCAUGGCGGAAAUUUUGGCUUCCAGGAGGCUGUACACUACGGGGUGCCAGUUCUAGGAAUGCCCGUCUAUGCCGAUCAGUAUUCAAACCUCAAUCAGGGCAAAAAGGCAGGAAUUGCGCUGCUGAUGGAUUACAGGAAGUUCACCGCAGAUGAGCUUCGUGAGAACCUUCUGGAGUUGCUAGAAAAUCCAAAGUUUUGGAACAACAUGAAGAAAGCAUCCAAAAUAUUCCGGGACAGGCCUCUGAGUGCCAUGGACACGGCCAUGUACUGGAUCGACUAUGUGAUUGAGCAUCGAGGAGCUCCCCAUUUAGUUUCCGUUGGAGUGGAGCUUCCCUGGUACCAGUUCUACCUCCUGGAUGUCAUCGGACUGGGUGUGGCCAUAGUUUUUCUUCCGAUUCUCUGUAUACUUCUCAUUUGUCGAAAAUGUUCAAGGAAAAACACUCAAAAUAAGAAGGUCAAGAAGAAUUAGCCCUUUAACCUAAUUGCAAUUUAACAAAUAUUUAUUUUGAUUUUAAUCAAUAAAUAGUAAAAAUGCACUAGGCACUUUACUUAAUACCUGC
This is a messenger RNA of Drosophila ananassae, 1816 nucleotides long. Its product is annotated as UDP-glycosyltransferase UGT5. NCBI's taxonomy places the organism in Eukaryota, Metazoa, Arthropoda, Insecta, Diptera, Drosophilidae. Gene Ontology annotation, molecular function: UDP-glycosyltransferase activity. Bases 163 to 1725 code for a protein of 520 amino acids. The record is from RefSeq and is a predicted model, not a curated record. The transcript has 4 exons.